Molecule: messenger RNA, 1030 nt
Organism: Phalaenopsis equestris
Lineage: Eukaryota; Viridiplantae; Streptophyta; Magnoliopsida; Asparagales; Orchidaceae
Product: 14 kDa proline-rich protein DC2.15-like
Exons: 2
Coding region: 92-706 (204 amino acids)
Source: RefSeq, a predicted model, not a curated record
AGCCAACCUCGCUGACAUCCUCCGCAGCGAUAAGCUUCAGUGGUAAUACACCCAUUGAGUGAGUGAGGGGUAAAUAUAGAAAGUAGAGGCUAUGGAUUCUACCAAUAAGCUCUCAGCUCUUCAGCUGAUCUUCAUCCUCCUCACAUCCUCCUUCACUCCCCUCCUCGCAGGAAAUGACGCCGCCGCCCCCGUGCUGCCAACCUGCAACUCCUGCUCCAACCCACAAAAGCCACAUCACCCCAAAGUCCCCCACCACAAGCCCCACCAUCCCAAGCAUCCUGGCCACCCUACCCCCUGCCCGCCCAUAACCCCGGUAACACCAACUCCUGCUCCGGUGACGCCGACACCGUUGCCACCUGCUCCGGUGACUCCUACGCCGUUGCCACCUGUUCCAGUGACUCCUACGCCGUUGCCACCAACGCCGGUGACGCCGGUGCCACCAGUAACACAAUGCCCGAUUGAUACGCUGAAAUUAGGGGCCUGCGUGGACGUAUUGGGCGGGUUGGUGCAUAUCGGGCUGGGCGACCCUGUAGUGAACCAGUGCUGCCCGUUACUUCAGGGACUGGUGGAGCUGGAAGCCGCAGUUUGCCUCUGUACUACCAUAAAGCUGAAGCUUCUCAAUAUCAAUAUAUAUCUUCCUCUUGCUCUACAGCUGCUUAUCACCUGCGGAAAAACUCCUCCGCCGGGCUUUACUUGCACCGUUUGAUCAUUUCGGGUUGGAGUGUUUGGGCAACUUAAUGGUGACAAAGAAAGAGGCAAAUGAUGAGUUGGUGAUGAUACAUCAGAGCAUGUUUACAGUCAGUUCUGUCUUGCAUUUGUUGAUGGUGUGUUGUUGAAUUUGGUAAUUCUAUUUUUCAUUCUUCUUGUUUUUGUUGUUGUUGUUAUUGUUGUUCGUGUGGUGUGUAUUGUGUUAGGCAUAAUGGGAUUUAUUCCAAUGUUGGAUCAUUGAUUAACUAAUCAACUGAUUCGAUCUGUCGCUUGAUUUGUAACUGAAAGAAAGGUUUGUUGGAAGUUAUCAUUUUUUUUAUUU